Chara braunii is the source of this 1747-nucleotide messenger RNA. The record is from the annotation of a GenBank genome assembly. NCBI's taxonomy places the organism in Eukaryota, Viridiplantae, Streptophyta, Charophyceae, Charales, Characeae.
AGGCGGCCGGUAGCGGAGAAGAUGGCGCAUGUGAUGAAGGAAUAAAAGGAGAUCGCAGACGUUUCCCAGAUCAAGCGUGCGCUCGCAACCGUACGGGGGAGCGAUUACGAUUGUGUCCUUUCGGAGCAAGGGUGCGCUGUUGGAAAUUUAAAGUCGCCAACCAAUCAUAACGCCAACCAAUCAUAACCUCUUAACCGAAAGCCGUGCCCGGUGCAAAGAUGGGUCGGUUUACUGCGGCCUUGGCCGUUGCGAGUUUGGUUGUCCUGGCUUGCGUCCUCCAUGUCGCGGAUGCCAAGGCGCCAUGUCCGUGCGCACCUGGGACGAAGCGCUGCUGUAAGGACGGUCCAUGCGUCAAGUGCUGCAAGGAUUGCGACUGUGGCCCUGGGAAGAAGUGCGUCAAGGGCGAGUGUCAGCCCUCGUGCGGCUGCCCCCCUGGACUGAAGCGCUGCUGCAAGGACGGUCCGUGCGUGAAGUGCUGCAAGGACUGCGACUGUGGCCCCGGGAAGAAGUGCGUCAGGGGAGAGUGCAAGCCCUCGUGCUGCCCCCCUGGAUUGAAGCGCUGCUGUAAGGACGGCCCCUGCGUGAAGUGCUGCAAGGAUUGCGAGUGUCCCAAGGGGCACAAGUGCGUCAACGGACAGUGCAAGUCCCCGUGCGGCUGCCCGACUGGGCUGAAGCGCUGCUGCAAGGACGGUCCCUGCGUGAAGUGCUGCAAGGACUGCGACUGUCCCAAGGGGCAGAAGUGCGUCAGGGGACAGUGCAAGCCCCCGUGCGGCUGCCCGCUCGGACUGAAGCGCUGCUGUAAGGGCGGUCUCUGCGUGAAGUGCUGCAAGCAUUGCGAUUGUCCCAAGGGGCACAAGUGCGUCAACGGACAGUGCAAGCUUCCGUGCUGCCCCAAGGGACAGAAGCGCUGUGUGCCCUACGGUCCGUGCCAGAAGUGCUGCAAGGAUUGUGAGUGUCCCGCCGGGGUGAAGUGUGUCCUGGGAGAGUGCAAGCGCCCUUGCGCAACCGCAACGGUCACACCUCUCGGCAAGUAAGCCAUGGCGGCAUCCAGGGCGCUGGUAGAAGAAAUUUGUUCAGGGACGGUGCAAACCUGCGCGCAGGCAACGAGUAAUGUGGCGCCGCUUUUCCGUUCGCCAGAAGGGCAAAUCCAGGAUAACUACUUUUCCUCAAGCACCACCACUAGUAGAACGGACGAAGCGCUGAGGAUGUCUGCAGUACGCGUUGUUGCGAAUCAGCUUGCUUACCCUAGUACUCUGGUUCAUACGAGGAAACAAUGGGGGACUGCGAACACCGGGAGGCGGGAAUAAGGCAUAGUGCGCAGAGCGGGCUCUACAGCAAUGGUUGAACGAUUUGACAGAUUUAGCGGGUAGGUUUCCAUUGUAGGAAACAAUUGAGGAUCGAGGUUGAUCUGCAUCCGCCAUGAUUGCCACUAGGUUACCGUCUUCAGUUUUCAUGGGUCGUGACAAAAUCGAACUAGGCUCAUCACCGACAGCCGAGCCUCUGAACUUGGGACUGCCAACGCCGGGAUUCGUGGAUAAGGCAUAGUGCAGACGGCAGUGUGCUCUUGGUUUCCCGCAGUCAUGGGUGACCCUCCAUGAGGCUUUGACAUGGCUGUCCGCCGUAAUUGAUUGGUAAAGAGAGGAGUCCGAACCUGUUCCUAUUCUCAGAUUGUUAGCCUUCAGCCCAGCAGAUCGAGCCGGAUCUGCUUUAUUGUUUGCUAACAAUGAAAUCAAUUUCUCAUUUUCGC